AUGUCAGAAGCUGAGGCCACCGAUGACACAUCGACAAGCAUUGAAGUUGUCGCAGAAUCGUCGAUAAGAGCUGAAGCCCUAAAGGAAGAAAAUAUUGAUGAUUCAGCGGGAAAAAAUGAAAAAAGAAAGUUGCGAAUUGCAGUGGCCGGUUGUUCGCAUGGAGAAAUGGAUAAAAUCUAUGAAGUAAUGGCCCUAAUCGAACAGCGACAAGGCUAUAAAUUUGAUCUCUUAAUUUGCUGUGGUGAUUAUCAAGCAGUUCGAAACUAUGGCGACCUUCAUCACAUGCACGUAAAGGACAAGUACAAAGAGCUUCAGACGUUUUACAAGUAUUAUUCCGGUGAAGCUGAAGCUCCAGUUCUCACGUUGUUCAUAGGCGGAAAUCACGAAGCGUCCGGAUUUCUGUGUGAACUGCCGAAUGGUGGCUGGGUUGCGCCGAAGAUAUACUAUAUGGGAUUCGCUAGUGUCGUUAGAUUUGCCGGACUCAGAAUUGCGGGACUUUCAGGUAUUUACAAUCCAAGAGAAUUUCGAUUGGCCCAUUUUGAACGGCCGCCGUUUAAGAAUCCAGAUGAGAAAGUGGGAGUUUAUCACGUGAGGAACGUCGACAUGUUCCGACUGAAGCAAUUGCGACCGUCGAAUGAUGACAAAUCAUCGAACCCAAUCGAUAUAAUGAUCAGUCAUGACUGGCCUGGCGGAAUUGCAGAUUUUGGAGACAUCAAUUGGUUGUUCCGUAUAAAAGAAUAUUUUCGGAAAGAUCAUGAAUCUGGAAAACUUGGCAAUCCUGCUGCAAUGAAACUUCUUUAUGAUAUUCGUCCGAAAUAUUGGCUUUCGGCUCACUUGCAUGUUGCCUAUGCAGCACUUGUUCCGCAUAAAGGAAAAGGAGAAGAACGCCCGAAACCAACACGGUUUUUAUCGCUCGACAAACCGUUGGAAAGGAGACAAUUUUUACAAAGCCUCGAAAUUGAGAUCGAAGACGAUGCUGAGCUCGAAUUAUCUCAUGAUCCAGAAUGGCUGGCGAUUUUGAGGAAUACCGAUGAAUUCACUUUAGCUACGAGGCAGGCUAUUCUUGUUCCAGAACCUGGUACACCAGGAGAUGAGCGCAAAGAUUUCCGACCGACGAAAGAAGAAAUCGAAGAGGUGCUCAAGCUCGGAAACUUGAGAAUUGAUCCGAACUCAUUCCGACACACAGCGCCGCCGCUCGUUGAAAUAACUGAGGAGAGUAAAAACGCUCCAAGCAGCUCAUACUAUAGGAAUCCGCAGACUGCCGAGUUUUGUCAAUGGUUAGGUAUUCGCGAUCUCAACAAAAUGCUCGUUGACUUGGAUCCGGAAAACGUCGGAACCCCCUUUUACAUGAUGCAGGAUGAGAACGAGAUUAAACUAGAUCAGGAUGAAGUUGAAUUUGGAGAAGAAGAUUUUGUUAUCGAUCGCGGUAAUGGAAAUCCUGCGGAAGAACCCCCGGCGAAACGAGAAAAAACGGAAGAAAUCACUGAAUGA
Molecule: messenger RNA, 1491 nt
Organism: Caenorhabditis bovis
Lineage: Eukaryota; Metazoa; Nematoda; Chromadorea; Rhabditida; Rhabditidae
Source: the annotation of a GenBank genome assembly